CCCAAAACAGAGCCUGGGGGACGGAAGAACUGGAAAGGCCCCAGAGGCACCUCCGCUUUCACUUUCACUCUCCGAGGCGCAGCUAAAGCAGGCAGCGGCGGCGGUUCCUCCAUCCCGCUGGGCCCGGCAGCAGAUUAUCGUAUGUGGAAAUCAACAUAAGCAAGGCAAGAAUGGCAGCCUUAUUCUCUACUCUGCCAUUUGCAGAUAAAUCCUCUCUCAUGUUGAUGAUGAUGAUGACGAUAUGUAUUUUAAAUGUUGCCGUUUCUGUGAAUAAUGACCACAAUAGCAAGAACAGGGAGACAGCUGAUGCAGUGUCUGGCAAUGGAAGCAAACCGUUUCCUUGGGAUAAAAUGAGGCUUCCCAAGCAUGUCAUCCCAGUGCAUUAUGAUCUUCUCCUCCAUCCUAAUCUUACAACUCUAACUUUUACUGGAUUUGCCAAAAUAGAGAUUACAGUAAACCAACAAACUAGUUCAGUCAUCCUGCACAGCAAACACCUGCAAAUUACCAGGGCUACCAUCCAAAGGAGAAUGGGAAAUCGUCACACCGAAGAAGAAGUGAUGGUUUUGGAAUACCCACCAUUUGAGCAGAUUGCCCUCCGGGCAGCUUUUCCACUGCAUGUUGGACAAAACUACACUGUUAGCAUUGAAUAUUCUGCAAAUCUGUCAGAGAGUUUCCACGGCUUUUAUAAAAGCACCUAUAGAACCCAGGAAGGAGAAGUGAGGGUACUUGCAUCAACACAGUUUGAGCCAACAGCUGCUCGCAUGGCUUUCCCAUGUUUUGAUGAACCAUCCUUCAAAGCCAGAUUUUCCAUUAAGAUUAGGAGAGAACCAAAGCAUCUUGCACUAUCUAAUAUGCCAAUAGUGAAAUCUGUGAGUGUUGCUAAUUGGCUAGUUGAAGACCAUUUUGAUGUUAGUGUAAAGAUGAGCACUUAUCUAGUGGCCUUUAUUGUUUCGGAUUUUAAAUCAGUCAGCAAGAUGACCACCAGUGGAAUUAAGAUAUCUGUAUAUACUGUACCAGAUAAGAUCAACCAAGCUGAUUAUGCCUUGGAUGCAGCAGUGAAACUUUUAGACUUCUAUGAGAAUUACUUCAGCAUUCCAUAUCCCUUACCCAAACAAGAUCUUGCUGCUAUUCCUGAUUUUCAGUCUGGAGCUAUGGAAAACUGGGGACUGACCACAUACAGGGAAUCUUCUCUGCUAUAUGACCCUGAAAAGUCCUCGGCGUCGGCUAAACUUUGGAUUACUAUGAUAAUAGCCCAUGAGCUGGCUCAUCAGUGGUUUGGAAACCUAGUUACCAUGGAAUGGUGGAAUGAUCUUUGGCUAAAUGAAGGAUUUGCAAAGUUUAUGGAGUAUGUGUCAGUCAGUAUUACUCAUCCAGAUCUGAAAGUUGAAGAUUAUUUUUUAGGCAAGUGUUUUGAUGCCAUGGAGGUGGAUGCAUUAAAUUCCUCACAUCCUGUGUCUACUCCUGUGGAAGAUCCAGCUCAAAUUCAAGAAAUGUUCGAUGAUGUUUCCUAUGAAAAGGGAGCUUGUAUUCUAAAUAUGUUAAGGGAUUACUUGAAUGCAGAUGUGUUUAAAGCUGGUCUUGUACAAUAUCUGCGGAAGUACAGCUAUCAGAAUACAAAAAAUGAAGAUUUAUGGAACAGUCUGGCAUAUACUUGUCCUGCGGGUGACACUGAGGAAAGCCAACUACAAGGUGAUGGCUUUUGCACCAGAAACCAACAAACAUCUUCAAGUGCACACUGGACCAGGAGAGAGAUUCUUGAUGUGACGACAAUGAUGAACACUUGGACAUUACAAAAGGGUUUUCCACUAGUAACUGUCACAGUAAAAGGAAAGACUGUCCAUCUGCAUCAAGAGCACUAUAUGAAGGGAUCAGAUUCUUCUCCAUCAACAGGGUACUUGUGGCAUGUUCCAUUAACGUACAUUACUAGUAAAUCUGACACAGUGCAAAGAUUUUUGCUGACAACUAAAACAGAUGUCCUCAUCCUCCCAGAAGAGGUAGAAUGGAUAAAAUUCAAUCUGGGAAUGAAUGGUUAUUACAUUGUGCACUAUGAAGAUGAUGGAUGGGAUGCUCUGAUUAGCCUUUUAAAAGAAAACCAUACAGCAAUUAGCAGCAAUGAUAGAGCGAGUCUCAUUAACAAUGUAUUCCAGCUUGUGAGUAUUGGAAAACUAUCAAUUUCUAAAGCUCUUGAUUUAUCUUUGUAUUUGAAAUAUGAAUCCCAAAUUAUGCCUGUAUUCCAAGGUAUGAAUGAGCUGAUUCCUAUGUACAAGCUCAUGGAGAAAAGGGACAUGGAUGAUGUAGAAAAUCAGUUAAAGGGGUACAUAGUCAAUCUGUUUAAAGACCUAAUUGACAAACAGUCCUGGAAUGAUGAGGGCUCAGUGUCCGAGAGAAUGCUUCGCAGUUCCCUACUCCUGUUUGCGUGUGCGCGCAAAUACCAACCGUGUGUGGACAAAGCAGAAGAAUAUUUUAUGAAAUGGAAGGAAUCCAAUGGAACUUUACGUUUGCCCAAUGAUGUUAAAACUGCAGUAUAUGCUGUUGGAGCCCAGACAAUCGAAGGUUGGGACUUCCUUUUUAGUAAAUACAGGCUGCCUUGGUUCAACACUGAGAGAAAUCAGAUUGAAGUUGCUCUCAGUAUUAGCAGAAAUAAGGACAAACUUCAGUGGAUAAUGGAUCAAAGUUUGCUUGGUGAUGUAGUAAAAACCCAGGAUCUUCCACAUAUCAUCGUGUUUGUUGCUAAAAACCCAUCUGGCUAUCAUCUAGCAUGGACAUUUUUGAAGGAAAACUGGAAUAAACUUGUACAAAAGUUUGAACUUGGCUCAGCUUCUCUAGCCCACAUGGUAAUUGGAGUGACAAAUCAAUAUUCUACGAGGGAACAGCUUGCAGAGGUGAAAGAAUUCUUCAAUUCUCUGGAUGAAAAAAGUUCACAGCUCCGCUGUGUCCAACAAGCUGUAGAAACCAUUGAAGAAAAUAUACGAUGGAUGGACAUAAACUUUGAAAAAAUCAAAAUAUGGUUACAAAAUAACAUGUGAAGGAUUUAUUGCAUCUGGUUUUGAAUAUUUGAAUUUAAAUUACAAAACAGUGAAAAUUUCAAAAAAAUCUAAAGCUUUUUUGUUGUUUUGGGGUGAGGAGAUUUACUUAAAGAGUUGAUGAUAUGGGCCCCAUUCUGUUCCUUUGUAUGAGAUUGACUGUCGAUUUCAAUAGGAGCAAGAUAGGGCUCUAUAUGCACACCUUCAAUCCAAUAAUAAAUCCACAAUUGUUGAGCAAUAAAAAUUGCUCACCAUGGCCUGUGUAAACUGGGGAUUUUGAAUUCUAAAAUUGGAAUACUUGAAUUCUAAAAAAUGGAUUUACUAUUCUAUUUUGAGGACAAACUAAUUUGUGAAAUGACAGAAAAUGGAUGAGUACACAACUGAACUAUAAAUGGAACACUCCACAUAUGAGAUGGCAUAGAAGUUUGUAUCCCCUUGCCAAACACUAGGUACGGCAAGCAAUUUCUGCUCAGGGUAGCCCAGCACUGGAAUAUUUAUAGGUAUGCUAGUUUAACAUAGAGAUGUAUUGAAAUUAUGAAGGUGAGAUGAUUUCUUAGCACCUACUUUUUACCUGUAUUUUGUGAAUCUGCAGUCAGUCCUUCAAAAUAAUUUAUGUAAAACACCAUGAGGAAUUUAAUCCUUUCCUAUAUCAAGGUGUUCAGUAUUAGGAUAUAUAUUGCAAUUAUAAUUAGGAUUAAUACACUUCAAAAGUAGAAGUGAUAAGAAGUGCAGUUGAAUAACUAACUUAUUUUUCCCAUACCUCCUCUUUUUAUAAUUAUAUGGCUAUUGCUUCAUGAGAGCAUUUUUUAUUAUGUCUUAUUUGACUGUGGAAAGUCAGUUACUCGCUUACCUUUAUAUUAAAUCUUAUACUCCUUUUUAAUAUAGAAUUACAUUAGAGUAAUAAUAUGUGAUCUGAAUCUGAAAGUUCAACAGGAUCAGAGAUAUUUAAUAUUUUACAUCAGUAUAACUAGUAACUUUUUGAUAGGGUCAGGGUGAUUUCAGUAUGUGCUGUUAAUUAGCUCUUCCAGCUAACGAAAGUGCACUUUUAAAAAAUAAAUAUCCUUUUCAGAGGAUUAACCUAUUUAAAAAGUGAUUACUAAAUAUUACUCAUUUUUAUUAUAAAUUGGGCCUGUUCUCCUAAUACAAACCUAAGACAAAGAAGAAAGAUGGUCAGGUGCAUAAAGCAUGACAUCUAGGUUGCAUGUUUGGCUCGUUCAGAAGAAGUUUGUAUGAUCUUUACCAAGUUCUUUUCUGUUGUGUGUCUUUCUUACAGUAAAAUGGGAAAUGGAGAAACUGACUGUACACAAAAUAUUGUCAAAUGCAUAAUCUUAAAGUGAAAACAGAUUGGUUUUUCCUCAGAUCUGUCAGUUGUAAUAAGGUAGAAUGGGAAAUAUCAGAAACUUCAGACAGAAGUGUGAUUUCUAGGUUGCUGGCAAUCCUUGGUCAGGACUUUAGUAUCCUAUCUGUAAAACUGGGAUACUUCUGCUUACCUACCUCACUAAAUUGGUAAUGCUUAUUUCAUUAAUGUUUGUAAAUGGCUUUGUGCUCUUCAGAUGGAAGUAAAAGUGUUAGUGGAACACUGAAGGAAAGGCUGCUUUCUUGUUGAUUAUGAUGUCCUUCAGUAACUGUUAGGAAAUACCCUCACCAUUGGUCACUGUUACUAAAUUCUUACUAAAGGGAAUUCUGAAUGUGCACCAGGGAAGAACAGACACCCACAGAAUUAUUGCAGUAAAUAUUUAUAAAAUUGAUUUUAUAACCAUACCAGGAAACAUGUUUGACAAGCUGUUUAAAACACAAAUUUGCACGUCAACUAAAUUUUGCAUCUCUUGCAAUUUUGCAUUUGUAAACAUUUUAAACUGAUGUUCUCUCUCUAUGUCAUGGAGAGAUGUAGUUUGAAAUUCUGAACUAAAAAUAAAUAGAAAAAGAUUGUUUUUGUUAUUCUCAGAGUAAUUGACCCAAAAAAGGAAACUAACAAAGAUGCAAAGACUCUAACACUUUAGGGCAUGUUAACUGUUGCUCAUUUAAGAAGUGUUAGUUCUGACUGUUGCAUGUGACCAACAUAAAUUUAAUCAAUUUUAUCUUUGAACAUUAGGAGUGUACAGUGCAGUCAAGAUCCUCCAACACUAUGAGAAAUGGUACACAUGGCCAAAAGGCUGUGUAGAUUAGCUGCUGUGUGCUAUUUAUUCCCUAGAACUAGCAUGACUUAUGUAACAGAUUCUGAAUUUUACUUUACGAGCUAAUUAAAUAGCGCUUUAGGAUCCAUGCACCUGGUCACCUUCUGGGAAACAAACAAAAGCAGUUGUGAAAAUCCAUCUCAAAACAGUAUUUUACUAAGUAUUCAGGUUCUUAGUAUUUAGAAAAAUUGAAUGAAUCUUCAGUCUUCUAAAUGUCAGAAUGAUUGUUAAUCGUUUGAAAAAAAGUUAAGCACCAAAUUUUCAAAGCCUUAACUGAAUCCCAGUUUUUGUCAGUGCAGUUUUGCAUCUGCAGUUAUUUGUCCUCAGUCUAGGUCCUUCUGGGCUGGAUCCUGCAAGUUGAUUUCAACAGGUGCACCUCUGCACUUGUGCUCAUAGUUUAGGUA
Messenger RNA from Mauremys mutica (yellowpond turtle), 5601 nucleotides. RefSeq names its product endoplasmic reticulum aminopeptidase 1 (gene ERAP1). The transcript has 19 exons. Gene Ontology annotation, biological process: peptide catabolic process; proteolysis. Gene Ontology annotation, cellular component: cytoplasm. Bases 171 to 3026 code for a protein of 951 amino acids. Gene Ontology annotation, molecular function: metalloaminopeptidase activity; zinc ion binding; peptide binding. Lineage: Eukaryota; Metazoa; Chordata; Testudines; Geoemydidae. The record is from RefSeq and is a predicted model, not a curated record.